UUCGCGUGCUCGAGUCACGCGUGUGUUUUCCAAACACGAAGUUGAACAUUUUUAACACAUUCUGUGUUUACAUUUUUCCUUAAUCUUUGCUUCAGCAGAAAUAAUUGAAUUUAAUUUGCAAAAAGAAAUUUAUUAUCGAGAUACUCGCACCUACGUAGGAAGAAAGUAACCGAUCGCUUUGUUGCAGUUUUGGUAUUUUCGACGAACGAACGUGUGGCGACAUUCUAACCACAUAAACAACCGGCCUCUCGACACCUUGGUGUUUAUUAAUAACAAAUUCUGUGCGCAACAAAAUAAUUUAUUCCCACGGUAAACUCCUUCGUGGUCGAUUGAGCAAACAAGGAAUAAAAUCUCUUCGUGUGUGAAAAAUUGAAGGCAUGGCUUAUCGAGUGCUUCGGAAAUUUCCCAGAAUGACCGUGAGUCGUUCUCAGGAGGUUACGCAGAAGUUCGAGUAUCUACUCGUGACGGACUUCGAAGCCACGUGCGACAAACCCGGCCAACUCAGGCCGCAAGAAAUCAUAGAAUUACCGUGCGUGGUGUUGUCCACCCGCGAUUGGAACGUGAAGGACACAUUUCACUCGUACAUUAAACCCAAGAUCCAUCCUACGCUCACACCGUUUUGCACAGACUUGACCGGAAUCAUGCAGGAGAUGGUGGACGAUCAGUCUUACUUUCCAGAUGUAUUUUCCGAGUUUUGUGAAUGGCUGACGAAAGGGAAGUACUUCGACGAGCCUGACAAGAGUUCGUUCGUUACGUGCGGCAACUGGGACUUGAAAAUAAUGUUACCGAGUCAGUGCGAAUUGACCGGCAUCACAUUGCCGACACAAUUCAAACAGUGGAUAGACUUGAAGUACACAUUUUGCGAAUCUACAGGAUAUUUUCCGUUCGGUUUGAAGGACAUGCUUAUGCGAUUGAAUCUUCCGUUUCGAGGACGUUUGCAUUCAGGCAUCGACGAUGCGAAAAACAUGGUUUCUGUAAUACAAGCUUUGAAAGAAAAGCACAAUACUCAAUUUCAAAUCACUUCGGCACUGACGAGAUCCACGAUAAACUUAAAGAAUUAAUACGGUAAAAUAAAAAAAAGGGAAAUGUAUAUGUGUUGUGU
Molecule: messenger RNA, 1102 nt
Organism: Pseudomyrmex gracilis
Lineage: Eukaryota; Metazoa; Arthropoda; Insecta; Hymenoptera; Formicidae
Product: ERI1 exoribonuclease 3
Exons: 2
Coding region: 378-1061 (227 amino acids)
Biological process (GO): exonucleolytic trimming to generate mature 3'-end of 5.8S rRNA from tricistronic rRNA transcript (SSU-rRNA, 5.8S rRNA, LSU-rRNA)
Molecular function (GO): nucleic acid binding; 3'-5'-RNA exonuclease activity
Source: RefSeq, a predicted model, not a curated record